AUGCAGUGCAGCGGGGGUAUCGCCCUGUGCUUGUGCACCUUCUUCCUUGCUGCGGCCGCGUCGGACACCUUCGGAGCCGGCCUCCAGGUUCUUGGAAGAAUGUAUGAGAGCUGUGAGAGGUCGCAGGAGAUGCUAAAGUGCUUCAAGAUCCAAGCGGCGAAGUUGGCGGACAGGGCCGCUCGUAUGGAGUCACUGCCCCUCAUCGAUGGCGUUUCCUUGGUUAGGAGGUUGGAGCAUGACCGCGCUUACCCGUCUUCUCUGCCGGAAGGUGAUAUGAAUGCGCUCACGUCGGAUGAAGUCGACAAAUGCCUCCAGCAAGCUGCGUCCAAGCUCAUGCAGACGCAUCGAGUGAUUAUUUCGCCCGCGAGCAUCGGGGAUGACGUUGGACGCUCCUUCAGCCAAGCUAGGAGUAAACUGAAGAAGAUGAUCGGACCGAUAAUGGCUGGUGUCGCAAUAAAAGGCGGCUUCCUCGCGAUGGCUUUCCAAGCGAUCGCCCUCAUAGCUGGUAAAGCUUUGUUGAUAGGCAAAAUCGCGCUGCUUCUGUCCGCAAUCAUCGGCUUGAAAAAGCUGGUAUCGGGUGGUGAGUCCCACGAGAAGACCACUUACGAAAUUGUCAAGCACCCACAAGUGUCCCAGACUCAUUCGUACUCUUCGUCCCAUUAUGGCAGCGAUUUCGACACAACUGGUCUCGGGGGACAUUAUAGGAGAAGUGUAGAGGACGAGGCGGCAGCUCAAGACAGAGCUUACAGAGCCCACGCUAAGGCACAA
This is a messenger RNA of Iphiclides podalirius (scarce swallowtail), 768 nucleotides long. The record is from the annotation of a GenBank genome assembly. Lineage: Eukaryota; Metazoa; Arthropoda; Insecta; Lepidoptera; Papilionidae.